This is a messenger RNA of Nilaparvata lugens (brown planthopper), 1547 nucleotides long. RefSeq names its product phospholipase A2 group XV. Gene Ontology annotation, biological process: lipid metabolic process. The record is from RefSeq and is a predicted model, not a curated record. Lineage: Eukaryota; Metazoa; Arthropoda; Insecta; Hemiptera; Delphacidae. Bases 110 to 1363 code for a protein of 417 amino acids. The transcript has 7 exons.
UGAUGAGUAGAGAAACUGAUCGUCUGAUAGUCAUAUUCAUGCAGUUCCUAUUUGACUAGUAGUAUCAUUGUGACUUACUGGAUAACAAUAGUUUUACCACAAGUGGAGGAUGAUGAGCUAUAGGAUCCAAGUGUUUCUCAUAUUGUUAUACACCAGCAAAGUAUUCACCGAUGGAUUGAAUCCUAUCAUUCUAAUUCCAGGUUAUUCGGGAAGUCAGAUUGAGGCUAAACUUACUGACAAAAAAGAUGUGCCAAACGAAUUUUGCUUCAAGAAGAGUGAUGGAUUCUUCAACGUUUGGGCUAGUAUAGAAGUAGUUCUUCCACUUCCCUUUGUAGACUGUUGGGCAGACAACUUGAGAAUGGUAUAUGAUAGUAAGACACACACAACCAAUCCUCCACCUGGCGUGGAGACACGGAUACCUGGCUUUGGAGACACAGCCAAGAUCGAGAAUGUCAACCCUAAGAGUUUGGAUAGUGGGAAGUACUAUCAUGAUCUAGUGGAAGCCCUGGUCAAUAGUAGAGGUUACGUGCGCAAUGUCAAUCUCCGAGGAGCUCCCUAUGAUUUCCGCAAGGCUCCCUAUGAAAACAAACAAUGGUUCAUUGAUAUGAAAAAUUUGAUUGAGGAGACUUACAAUAAUAAUGGCAAGAAACGGGUUAUAUUGAUUGCACACAGUCUUGGUGGACCUAUGACAUUGACCUUCCUCCAAGGUCAAGACCAAAAAUGGAAAGAUAAAUAUGUGGCCGGUUUUAUCACAUUGAAACUCAGGGUUGAACUGUGCAUUAAAUAUAUAUGUAGAUGGAUUUGUCAGCUUACUACUUUUGCAGGAGAUGAUCUUGGAAGUAAACACAUAGAUGGAAUGGUGCAGCGUUCCUUCCAGAUAACAUGGUCUAGUCUGGCUUACCUCAUGCCUUCACCUCUAGUAUUCGACCCGAAAGAGCCAUUGGCUAGAGCAUUCAAUAUAGAUUUCUCUCUCUCCAAUAUUGAAUUUUUUUUCAGAAAUCUGAGCUGUCCUGAUUGCUAUGAAAUGUGGAAAGACUCAGAGCCCUAUAAAGACCGACUGGCACCACCUGGAGUUGAGGUUUACUGCUUGCAUGGUAGUGGCAUAGACACUAUUGAUGAAUUGACCCAAGAAGUCAACGAUAAGCCAAAUCAAGUGGAAAUGUGGACUAGUGACGGAGAUGGAACAAUUAACCGGGUGAGCUUGGAAGCAUGUGGUCGCUGGGAUCAUAAUCAGACUCAAGCAUUCCAUCACGAGGUUUAUCCAAAAGUGGAUCACAUGCAAAUCAUGGGGGACAAUAAUCCGACAAUGGUCAAUCGAAUAAUUGCAAUAGUGGACGAAAUAGCAAAUCAUACUGCAACCUAAGUCUGGUUCAAUAUGAAUAUUAAUGUGAAAAACCUUUCCUGUGUAACAUCAUUAAAAACCUACUGCUGGAGUAUUAAACAUGUGAGGAAGUGUUGCAAUGACAGUGAUGUUCACUAUUAAUAAGUAAAUUAAGCUAUUAAUAAAUAUUGAUGGUUGAGGUUUUUAAUAAACUGUUUUAAUUCAU